GAGAGAGAGAGAGCUGAGAGGAUACACAGCGAACAGAAGGGAAGAGAAGGAGGAGGGCAGAUAGAGCAUGCUUUUAGUUCAACAGGGUGAACUAACAGAGAGAGAGAAAUCACCACGGAGCGAGUAACGUGGAACAUUUGCACUUGGACUACUCCGCAGCAGCUCAGAGGGACACUGAGGGGCUUGUGUGAGGUGUCUAAGCUGAGGACGGACAGAAAAUAACUGGACAGAAGACGGGGUGGUCAUCUUGGUUCUUCUGCAGCCAAACUCCGAAUACCAGUUGGAUAUCACAAAACCAGACCAAAGACCUCUUACUGCAACACACGCUCUUAGACAAUCAGCACAAAGCAACAUAAUGAUCUUUAGUAACUCUCAUACUUCAGCAGGGACAGUGCAUUAGCAGAUUUUCCUCUCAUUAUCUUGGAUCAUAUUGGACCUAAAACACUUUGUCCAAUGCUUACCUUCAGGGCUAAUCCAGUUUUGGAUGCUUUUUUAUCCUGGAAACAGCUUGCUUUUUGAACUUUCAUAGCUUAUUCUCAGCGAGACUCCCUGAUGAUCACAAGGGAAUAUGUCACUCUGUUUCUGGUGGGCUCCUGUUUCCUGUUGGACUACAGCUCCCAAAUCUCCCUGCAGGCUCCACUCCAGAGCAGAACUAAGGCUGGGGUGAUGUCAGUCAGGGAAGGGAAGGGUGGAAAGACUGCGAGGACACCUUUGAGGGAAACAUCAUUGACACCGUUGGAGAGCAGGAAGAGGCUAAGGAGACAUGGGAGGCCAAGGAUCCACCGUAUUAAAAGAGGAUGGGUGUGGAAUCAGUUCUUUGUCCUGGAGGAGUACAUGGGAUCUGAACCGCAGUAUGUUGGAAAGCUCCAUACAGACAUGGACCUUGGAGACAAUGCAGUCAAGUACACUCUGUCAGGAGAAGGAGCUGGGCCCAUCUUCACCAUCGAUCAAAUUACAGGAGAUAUACACGCACUGGUGGGGCUUGACAGGGAGGAAAAGUCCUUCUACACGCUGAGGGCCCAGGCUGUUGACAUGCACACAGGUGUCCCUCUGGAGCCAGAGUCCGAGUUCAUCAUCAAGGUGCAGGACAUCAAUGACAACGAGCCACGUUUUCCUGACGGUCCUUACAGUGCCAGCGUCCCUGAGAUGUCUCCAACAGGAACCUACGUGACACAGGUGACUGCAACAGAUGCAGAUGACCCUACAUAUGGCAACAGCGCACGCAUCGUCUACAGCAUCCUUCACGGCCAGCCGUACUUCUCUGUGGACCCCAAGACAGGAGUGAUCAGGACAGCUCUAGCCAACAUGGACCGUGAAGUGAAAGGGGAGUACCAGGUUCUUCUCCAGGCCAAGGACAUGGGAGGUCAACUGGGGGGACUAGCCUCCACCACCACUAUCAACAUCACCCUCAGUGACGUCAAUGACAAUCCACCGCGCUUUGCUAAGAGUAUUUUCCAUCUGCGGGUGCCGGAGUCGGCGUUAGUUGGCUCAGCUGUGGGUCGGAUUCGAGCCCAUGAUCUGGAUGCUGGCAGUAAUGCAGAGGUGGAUUAUGCCAUUGUUCCAGGAGAUGAGGGCAACAUGUUUGACAUAAUCUCUGAUGGCCAAACUCAGGAGGGAGUUGUAGUCUUAAAAAAGCCUCUUGACUAUGAGACCAAGAAGUCAUAUACCUUCAAGGUCGAGGCAUCCAACAUACAGCUGGACCCUCGUUUCCUUCACCUUGGGCCCUUCAAGGACUCGGCGACAGUCAAGGUGAAUGUCCUGGACAUGGAUGAGCCUCCUGUCUUCACCAAACCCUCCUACUCUAUGGACGUGUAUGAGGACACUCCUCCAGGAACCAUCAUCGGUUCUGUGACAGCUCAUGAUCUGGAUGCCAGCAGCAGCGCAGUCAGGUAUUCGUUGGAAUGGCACACAGAGUCUGACAGCUGUUUUGAUGUUGACACCAUUGAGGGAACCAUUUCCACUAAUGAAUACCUGGACAGAGAGACAGCUGUUCAGCACAAUAUCACUGUGGUGGCAACCAAAGUCAACAACCCUUUGAUGUCUACUAAAGUGUCAGUAACGGUCAGUGUCCUGGAUGUGAACGAGUUCCCUCCUGAGCUGGCAGUUCCUUCUGAUACCUUCGUCUGUGAAAACUCCAGAGUUGGACAGGUGAUCCAGACGGUCAGUGCUGUGGACAUGGACCUUCCUCCGGUUGGCCAGAGGUUCUUCUUCAAGUCCCCCAAAGAGCUUCGCAACAGAAACUUCACUGUUCGAGAUUUUGGAAACAACACAGCUGGCAUUGUGACUCGACGCUCAGGCUUCCAGCGGCGGCUGCAGGACGCCUAUGUUCUCCCUGUCGUGGUGGAAGACAGCGGUUACCCCGCCCAGAGCAGCACGGCCACCCUCACCAUCCGAGUGUGUUCCUGCGAGGCGGGAGGCUCGCUGCUAACCUGCUCAGCUGAGGCCGUCUUCCUGCCUGUGGGCCUCAGCACAGGAGCUCUGAUGGCUAUUCUGCUGUGUGUAGCGCUGCUGAUUGUCAUGGCAGCUUUAUACAUGGGCCAGAGGCACAACAAAGAGAAAGAGACUCUGAUGACAUCAAAAGAGGACAUCCGUGACAACGUCAUUCACUAUGACGAUGAGGGUGGCGGUGAGGCGGACACUCACGCGUUUGACAUGGGCACUCUGCGCAACACGCACUCACAGCGCACCAGCACUCACAGCAGCACCUCCAAGAAGGAGAAAAAUGGCUACGGAGACGGGGUUCUGCUGCAUCUCAGCAGUCGCUCUGGCGACAUCAGGUCACCUGACAUCCAUUGUCAGACGGCCAGCAUCAUCACCGCCAUUAACGCCAAGGCCCCGCUGUCCUCCCGUGGCAGAGUGACCGGAGGCGAUGCUGAAAUUAUCAAGAUGUUUAUCGAACAGCGGCUGGAGGAGAGUCAGGAGGGUUACGCCGCCCCACCCUAUGAUUCACUGGCGACCUACGCCUAUGAGGGUGACGGUUCGGUGGCUGGCUCGCUGAGCUCCAUAGAGGAGUCAUGGGUAAUCGAGGACUCAGGGGAUUUCAGUUCCCUCGGUGACUGGGGACAGUCCUUCAAAACACUAGCUAGCAUCCUUGACAGACAGCCGCCUACUCUGACUGAGGAGAGCUGAGAGGAAGUUGGACAGCAGAGAGAGACUUUGGGUGGCCAUGCGGGACUUAGCUUUCUUUCCUAGACAUGUUUUUUUUACUGUGACAGGCACUGCCUAGAAUGAUGUGAGGACUCUUUAGAAAGCUGUCCAGGUGAAGUAGAGUUGUGGACUGUUUAGCCCGAGUGCAGAGGAUCUAGCUACAGACGUGUGGAAAGGUAAACUUGAUAGCUCCUCAAAGUGCCUGAGGUACUUUAUGUUUACAUGUAUU
Messenger RNA from Larimichthys crocea (large yellow croaker), 3376 nucleotides. RefSeq names its product cadherin-12. The coding region runs from base 553 to 3129 and encodes 858 amino acids. Gene Ontology annotation, cellular component: adherens junction; catenin complex; plasma membrane. Gene Ontology annotation, molecular function: cadherin binding; beta-catenin binding; calcium ion binding. The transcript is spliced from 13 exons. The record is from RefSeq and is a predicted model, not a curated record. Lineage: Eukaryota; Metazoa; Chordata; Actinopteri; Sciaenidae. Gene Ontology annotation, biological process: cell-cell adhesion mediated by cadherin; homophilic cell-cell adhesion; cell morphogenesis.